AUGAACGCCUCACGGGGUCCAUGCAGUGCUCAGGUGUGUGAGCCUCCUGAGCACAGGCACCCAGGUAGCCGCUGGAAUAUCAGCAUCGACGAGCGCAGGCGUCUGGCCAUGCUGCACGCGCAGGACAGGACAAACACAGCCAGGGCCCCAUCUAAAGACACGCUGGGCCUGCACAUCCCUGCCCGGCCAGCUACGUCCUCCCCAGUGACCGGGCCUGCCUCAACCUCUCCCAACCAGAUCCCCGAAGCCAUGGUCGGUCCCCCGCUGGACAUUAUGCGCAUGGUGGCGGAGGUGGUGUCCGAGGGUGUGGACAGAGAUUUGCUCCUGCCUCACCUGGGACAUUCUACCAGGCACUCCAACACCUUCCACAACUUCUUGGCUCAGAGUACUCCCCUCUGGCAGAAUGAGAAUUUUGAGCCCCACACCACAAGGUCACCCCACUCCUAAGAAGGAUCCCUGCUUAGCCGGG
Cricetulus griseus (Chinese hamster) is the source of this 469-nucleotide messenger RNA. Lineage: Eukaryota; Metazoa; Chordata; Mammalia; Rodentia; Cricetidae. The record is from RefSeq and is a predicted model, not a curated record.